UCGGAAGUUUUGGUUGUUGACCCGGAAGUCUGUAAACGCUGAUCGGAUUGCAUCUGGUCCUGUUUAUAAACUUGGAAUUUUAAAUUUAGCGGCUCGUUGUUGUUGUGGUUCUCUCGGUCCUUGACGGGCCUCCGGUAUCCGGACCCCCCUCGGUCUUUAUCGGCCUCGCUGCCGCGCGCUCGGCUCCCCGUCCCGGUCUUUAGCGGGGCUCCCGGUCGCGGGGUCGGCGGUUCUCGGGCUCUCUCGGCCUUCAGCGCCCCUCGGAGCGGGCUCGCCGGGGUCAUGGCGUCGCCCCCGGAGAUGACGGAGAUGUACGACAACGCGCUGCUCGGGAUCCUGCAGCAUGUCGGAAACAUCGAGGACUUCCUGCGGAUCUACUUCGGGUUCUUGUACCGAAAGACGGACUUCUACCGUCUGCUGUCCGGCCCCACAGACCGGAUGGGCUUCCCGCCGGGGGUGGCGGAGCGGAUGGUGCUGAAGACGUUCCAGAUGUUCGAGAAGCUGGCGGAGCAGGACCGCGAGCGAGCGCUGAGCCUGCUGCAGAGGAGGCAGGAGAGCGGCCGAGUCCCCGCCGCCGUUCAGGAGCUGGAGGUGUCGUCUGAGAACGCCGAGGCGAAGGAGGACGAGGAUCAGGAGGAGGGGAAGAAGAAGAAGGAGGGAGAGGAGAAGGAGGAGGAGAGCUCAGCCACAAUCAGCAGAGAUGCUUCGGCUGCUUCGGCUGAGGCAGAGUCGACGUCCAGCAGCAGCCCAGGACGUCCAGCGGCGCCGCUGGAUCAGCCGUCUGCAGACGGAACUCAGGAUCGCUUCCAGUCGGACCCGGACAGCUACAACGGGGCGGUGAGGGAGAAGUACAGCUGGUCGCAGGACUUCAUGGACGUGGAGGUCCGCGUCUUCGUGCCCAAGACGGUGGUGAAAGGCCGACAGGUCAGCGUCAGCCUGCAGAGCGGCUCCGUGCGGGUCAGCGUGAGGGACGGCGGCGCCGACGAGACGCUGAUAGACGGCGAAUUCACGCACAAGAUCAACACGGAGAACUCGCUGUGGAGCCUGGAGCCCGGGAGAUGCGUGGUCCUGUCGCUCAACAAGGCGUCGGAGGUGUGGUGGAACGCCGUGCUGAAGGGCGAGCAGGAGAUCGACAUCAACCAGAUCAACCGCGAGCGCUCCAUGGCCACGGUGGACGAGGAGGAGCACGCCGUGCUGGACCGGCUCACCUUCGACUACCACCAGAAGCAGCAGGGGAAGCCGCAGAGCCACGAGAUGAAAGUCCACGAGAUGCUGAAGAAGGGCUGGAACGCCGACGGCUCGCCGUUCCGAGGGCAGCAGUUCGACCCGUCCAUGUUCGACAUCCCGCCCAGCGCCGUGCAGUUCUGACACGCCGCCGCCGCCGCCGCCGCCGCCGCCGCCCCAAACGCCCGCUCCCUGGACAGUUUCCUCCCAGAAUCUGGAGUCUGUAGCAGCUGCAUGUGUGUGGAGAGAGGAGACGGACAGGAAGUGAAGACGAGACGACGAAGCGAAGACGAGACGCUUUGAUUUGAUGGUUUGACCGUGUGAAGACUAUAAAUAUGUUUCUCUCUUUA
Messenger RNA from Salarias fasciatus (jewelled blenny), 1574 nucleotides. It is a transcript of the gene nudcd3, whose product is annotated as NudC domain containing 3. The coding region runs from base 283 to 1368 and encodes 361 amino acids. Gene Ontology annotation, cellular component: cytoplasm. The transcript is spliced from 6 exons. Lineage: Eukaryota; Metazoa; Chordata; Actinopteri; Blenniiformes; Blenniidae. The record is from RefSeq and is a predicted model, not a curated record. Gene Ontology annotation, biological process: protein folding.